AUGGGCUCCCACAACCCCAACCCCAUCACUGCUCGGUCAGACCCAGCUUUCACCACCCUCACCUCUAGUCCAGAUGUUCGAGCUCGUCCCUUCUCAACAGUUGAAAAGCUGCUCUAUCACUUCAAGACCGUCACAGCUCCCCUCGGAAAGGAACACCUUUCCAUCUACUCUGCUUUGAAGCUGUCAUUCCCUUCUUCAGUGGUCGAUCCAGUCCCCCACAUCCGCACAGCAUGGGCUGCGACAGUAAAACAUCAUCCACAGCUUGGAAGCGUGCUCAACUUGCACGAUCACACUGACAAGUCGGGCAAGACUCCCGCUAUAAUCAUCCCCACCUAUGAUGCUGAGGAAUGGCUGGCCAAGACUUUCACAGUUAAUCACAAAGCAACAAGCGCUACAGCUCUCUUUGAAUCAGCCAAAGAUGAAGAAUAUGCGACUUGCAUUUGGAUUCCCUCCUCUUCUCAAGUGCUCUUCCAAACGAGCCACUGGCGCAUGGACGGGGGUUCACUAAUGACCAUUGCGGUCAAUUUUCUUCAUGUUCUCUCACAAUCCCUCUCCAAAGGCGUCGACGCUGCUCUCGAUAGUUUCACUUCCCCAGUUGGCGAUGGUAGCAUAGCACCAAAUGUGGAUUGGAUCCUAGACACCUUUCCCGACGAGGCCAGCACCCCAGACUACCUCAAAAAAGCUGCUGAUACUAUGUACACUGACAUGUUGGCCGGUGCCCCCAGCGUCGCGCUUCCCCCACGAGAGGGAAGCGACGAAGCCAUCCCCAGAGACUCCACCAGAGUCACUAUCAAUUUUGGUAAAGAGACUACCAGUCAAUUACUGGCAGGGAGCAAAUCUAAAGGCAUUUCCAUAUCUCUCGCGACUCAUGCUGCCAUUAUUCGCUGUUCUGCAAGGUAUCCUCAACAUCCCCUAUGCAAGUCUUAUGGGAGAUUCGCCCCCGUUGACAUAAGGAAAGAUUUUCCUUCGCCAUACAAUACGCCUCAAUACUCUAUUGGCGAAUAUUGCGCUGCUUUCCCCGUCAUUGUCUUGGAUGUGGUAAAUGAGAACAAGACGUUUGAUCAAGUGUGUGAGGAGUUGCAAAAGUCGUACCAGCGUGCCAGAAACUCUGGAUUCAAGGAUGACGCGGGACAGCCCGUGGCCACUGCUGAUCUUGGUGCUCCUUUCAUCAGAAGGAUUCUUGACUUGGUCAAUACCGCUCCACCUCCCGAUAUGCCGACUGUUCAGGCUGUCGAUUUUGCCAGCAUGGGCUUGGUAGAGAAGGUGUUGGAUCGCAAGUAUCCUAUUUCAGGUGGAAAGAAUGAAGGAGAGGUGGUGGUGGAAGACUUUUGGUUGGGGACGCAGACGAUAGCUAAGGCUGUUCAGUGUCACGGUUGGACGUUUAGGGAUCAGUUUGUGUUGACAGCAAGCUGGAAUCAGAGUUACUACGACAAGGUUUUCAUAGAGAACUUCUUGAAUGAGGUGAAGACAGAGAUGAUUCGGGGCCUUGAGGCUUAG
This is a messenger RNA of Fusarium sp. VM40, 1497 nucleotides long. The record is from the annotation of a GenBank genome assembly. NCBI's taxonomy places the organism in Eukaryota, Fungi, Ascomycota, Sordariomycetes, Hypocreales, Nectriaceae.